This is a messenger RNA of Xyrauchen texanus (razorback sucker), 1654 nucleotides long. Its product is annotated as E3 ubiquitin-protein ligase HERC2-like. The transcript is spliced from 11 exons. The record is from RefSeq and is a predicted model, not a curated record. NCBI's taxonomy places the organism in Eukaryota, Metazoa, Chordata, Actinopteri, Cypriniformes, Catostomidae. The annotation marks the transcript as partial.
AUGGGCCAUGGCCCUGGGCCUCUUCAACACACAGAGGAUGCUGUGGGGCCUGAGGUUGAGAAGCAGUGUGGUGAUGAAAUCGCUGCUCUGUUAUUUGAGGACUGUGCUGAUUGCACCCAAAAGAAAGAUGACACAAAUGACAAGGAAAAGAAGGAAGAGGAGGAGGCAUCAGCGUCAGUUUCAUCCGUCCAUCACUCCAUCAUUGAGACGUGGGACUGGGGGAUGCAGCCAGAGCCUAGGGAGCUGAAGGACUGUCUGAUGACGCUGGUAGACGACCAACAGAAGCUGUCUUCACAGACGGCUAAGAGCACUCUCUCUGCCCUACGUCUCAGCCAGCGACUGGUGAUCCUGGAGCGCUACCUCAUCUCUCUCACCCACAGCAUGAUGGAGGAGAAGUACAAAGUGCGCUGGAAGAGUCCCCCCAGCCCUCCAUCGUCUGCCGUCGAUAACAAAAGCGCUCGGCCAGUCAGUAAAGGAGUGGAGGGUUUGGCCAGGGUGGGAUCAAGGGCAGCUCUUUCCUUUGCCUUUGCCUUCCUCCGCAGAGCCUGGAGAUCAGGUGAUGAUGCAGACCUGUGUAGUGAGUUACUGCAGGAGUCUCUAGAUGCUCUGCGAGCUCUCCCAGAAGCCACUCUGUUUGAUGAGGGCACUGUGUCGCCUGUCUGGUUAGAAGUGGUCGAAAGGGCUACCAAAUUCCUCAGUGAUAUCCAUGGAAGUGGCAGUAGUAAAGCACCCAGUAACAUUCCCCUGCAGGAUCAGCACUUAGCCCUGGCCAUCCUGCUUGAGCUGGCAGUACAGCGAGGAACUCUAAGUCAACUGCUGUCUGCUGUUCUUCUGCUUCUGCGGCUCUGGGACAGUGGAACCAGAGAGAUGGAUAAUGAGCGCUCCACUCAGGGAACCAGUGCCCCUUUACUGCCCCUCCUGCAGCGCUUCCACAACAUCCACAUCAGUAAGGAGGAGCCUGUUCCUGAGGAGGAGAUCGAGAUCCUUUCGGCCCCCCUGAGCCCAAACGAGAGUUUUUUACGCUAUCUUACACUGCCUCAAGAUAAUGACCUGGCCAUUGACCUGCAGCAGACAGCCGUCGUUGUCAUGGCACACUUGGACAGCCUGGCAGCCCCCUGCAGUCCCCCGCAGUGCAGCUCACCCACCUCUAAUAAGGGUACAUUGCAGGAGGUGAUUGGUUGGGGUCUGCUUGGCUGGAAGCCUUACGCUAAUGUGAAUGGACCAAUCCAGUGCAAGGCACUAUCAAACCUGGGAGUUACUCAGAUCGUCUGCUCAGAGAAGGGUUUUCUCAUUCUGACCAUCACUGGUGCUGUCUACAUGCAAAAUUACAAAAGCACUACCCUAUCCCCUAUGCUAGUCCAUGCACUAUCAUCCAGGAAGAUAAUGAAGCUUGCAGCCCAUCCAGAUGGACAGCACUACUUGGCUCUUUCAGUCAAUGGGGAGGUGUUUUCCUGGGGCUGCGGAGAUGGAGGCAGGCUGGGACAUGGAGACACAACGUAUUUGGAGGAGCCAACCAUGAUUGCAGCAUUCUCUGGGAGACCAGCAGGGAAGCAGGUUAUACACAUUGCAAGUGGCAGCACUUACAGUGCAGCCAUCACAGCAGAAGGAGAGCUGUUCACAUGGGGCCGGGGAAACUACGGCAGGCUUGGCCACG